Calidris pugnax (ruff) is the source of this 4539-nucleotide messenger RNA. It is a transcript of the gene NOX4, whose product is annotated as NADPH oxidase 4. NCBI's taxonomy places the organism in Eukaryota, Metazoa, Chordata, Aves, Charadriiformes, Scolopacidae. Gene Ontology annotation, cellular component: plasma membrane; NADPH oxidase complex. The transcript is spliced from 17 exons. Bases 82 to 1686 code for a protein of 534 amino acids. The record is from RefSeq and is a predicted model, not a curated record. Gene Ontology annotation, molecular function: superoxide-generating NAD(P)H oxidase activity. Gene Ontology annotation, biological process: defense response; superoxide anion generation.
UGGCUCUCCCUCAAUGUAUGGCUCUUCUGGAAAACCUUCCUGCUCUAUUACCAAGGGCUGCAGUAUUAUUAUUUGCAUCAGAUGUUAGGGCUAGGAUUGUGUGUUAGCAGAGCUUCAGCAUCUGUCCUCAAUCUCAACUGCUGCCUGGUCCUUCUACCCAUGUGCCGUGUUCUCUUGGCCUUCCUGCGAGGAUCUCAGAAGGUUGCCAGCAGGAAAUCCAGAAGGCUGCUAGAUAAAAGUAAAACUUUCCAUGUGACAUGUGGUGUUACAAUAUGCAUCUUCUCAGUCUUGCAUGUUGCUGCUCAUCUGGUGAAUGCUCUUAACUUCUCUGAGAACUACAAUGAAGACUUUCCAUCAAUAAAUGCAGCGAACUAUCGUGGUGAGGACCCAAGGAAACUGCUUUUUGCUACUGUUCCAGGUCUGACUGGAGUCAUUAUGGUGCUAGUAUUAUUCCUAAUGUGUACCGCUUCUACCUAUGCCAUCAGGGUUUCAAACUAUGACAUCUUCUGGUAUACACACAACCUUUUCUUUGUGUUCUAUAUGCUGCUGAUGCUGCAUGUUUCUGGGGGGGUGCUCAAGUACCAGACCAACUUAGAGGAACACCCUCCUGGUUGCUUUAAUCCUAACAAAACACUCCGAGAGAAUAUGACGGUGCCAAAGGCUUUUGAAGAGUCAUUUCCUGACUAUACUACUGAGUCUUUCCCAGAGGACUUAUCAGUACCAGAACCCUUUGUACAAAAUAACUUUAUGAGAAUUUGUUCCGAGGAACCCAAGUUCCAGCCACACUUCCCAGAGACCUGGUUUUGGAUUUCUGGACCUCUGUGCUUGUACUGUGUGGAAAGGCUGUACCGCUACCUCCGCAGCAAUAAACCAGUCACCAUAACUUCUGUGAUAAGCCAUCCCUCCAAUGUCCUUGAAGUAAGGAUGAUAAAAGAUGACUUUAAAGCAAGGCCUGGUCAGUACGUUAUUCUACACUGUCCAAGAGUGUCCGCACUGGAAAGCCAUCCAUUCACCCUUACAAUGUGCCCUACAGAUACCAAAGCAACGUUUGGGGUCCACCUUAAAGUAGUAGGAGACUGGACAGAAAGAUUUCGGGAUUUACUGCUUCUCCAUUCAAAUCAAGAUACAGAGAUUCUGCCCAUCUUUCAGCAGAGGCGCUAUCCCAAACUGUAUGUGGAUGGACCUUUUGGAAGUCCCUUUGAGGAAUCCCUGAACUAUGAGGUCAGCCUCUGCGUGGCUGGAGGUAUUGGAGUUACACCAUUCGCAUCAGUACUCAACACACUGCUCGAUGGCUGGAAAUGCUACAAGCUCAGAAGACUCUACUUCAUUUGGGUGUGCAGGGACAUUGAGUCUUUCCGCUGGUUUGCAGAUCUGCUCUGCACGUUGCAUAACAAGCUUUGGCAGGAGAAUCGACCAGACUAUAUAAACAUCCAGCUGUACCUCAGUCAAACAGAUGGAAUACAGAAAAUAAUUGGAGAGAAGUAUCAAGCUUUAAACUCAAGGCUUUUGAUUGGACGACCUCGGUGGAAACUCCUUUUUGAUGAAAUAGCAAAGUGUAACAGGCGGAAGACCAUUGGAGUUUUCUGUUGUGGACCAAACAAAAUCUCUAAGAUACUUCAUAAACUGAGCAACAGCAGCAACUCUUAUGGGACAAGGUUUGAGUAUAAUAAAGAAUCCUUCAGCUGAAAGUCUGUUGGACUUGCAAGACUCUCUUGAAGAUAAAAGUGCAAUUUUUUGUUUGUACAACUUAAAAGUUCAGCUGUGGUUUAAACAGACAGAAAUGUACCAAAGAAUAGCACAGAUUUUCUUAUUUAUGAUUAUUUAAGACUUUGGAAAAUGAUGGAUGCAGCAGUAUACCAACAAAUGAUAAGUGCUUAUGCUCAAGCCCAAAUGCACUUGCACAAUAUUUGUAGCAGCAGUGAUUCUUUGGAUUUGUUUCUGUUAAUUAAAAAGUACAGAAGCUGAGGAGAGACAGAAUUGCUUUAAAAGCUGAUGGAAGAAGAAUCUGUGGAACGUUUGAACUUCUUCCACUUCCAGUCCUCUGAAGCUGCAUCAGUAAACCAAACCUCAGGUUAAUCCAAAUGACAAAACAACACUAUUACAAAGACUAUUGCUUUUGUUGGUAUACAAAUCUCAUGGCCCUUGGGUGAAAACACUCCAUAUUAAAGAUUUUAUAUCUUGCAGAAUUGGGAUUCUGUAUUUAAAAUAUAGAGUGUUACUCUCGCUAGUCUGCUUCUGUAAUGGAUGUGAAUAUUCCCACCCUGACUGGAAGAGAGGGUGGAAUAUGGGGAAAGAUGUAAGUUAAUUAUAGAAAAGUGAGCACAACUGUGUAGCACCUGUGGGCAGACUUGUGUGAUAUAAAUCACAGCCUUUUGACAAGGAAACAACUCUAGGUGGAGAACUCUUUAUCUUGCAUUGAUUCAGCAUUCAGUGAGUUUGCAAAAUACGUGUGAUUUGUGCAGCCAGAAAGAUGGAGCAAGGAAAGCGAUUAACGGGAGCAGACGGGAGAUGAUGUUUUAUUAUGCCACGCACUCAACAUGGAAGCUGCACUCACUCUGCACUCACAUGCCCUGAAUGUGAAAUACUUCAAGUAUUCAGAUGCUCUUACUGAUUAUUUUACAAUGCAGCAGGUUGAAAUACAGUUUUAGAGGUCCCAGAGUAUGUUUGGUUGACUGUGAUCCUCCGAGUACCUUCCCUGGAGUCACUCUAUUUGCACUGAUGUCCUUGAAAGCAGGAUCAGGCCAGAUCUGCAGCUGAGUAAGAACAAAGCCUUCAUUACUGUGGCUCUUUGCACCAUGUGUGCAGACAGAAGCUUUGCAGGAGCAGCAGUGAGGUUUCAGGAAGUUCCAAAGGGGAGAAGCUGAAACAUCCAAAUUUAACCUCCCCUUCCCUUCUCCUUGCCAUUGUUUUCCACUCUGCUCAUAGUUGCCAUGAAAGGGCUAGAGGUCGAAACAGGCACUUUAAAACUUUUUGGUUCUGAGGAGCAUUUUUUUUUUGUCCCUCCAUCCAGUAGCCAGUGCAACUUCCUUUAUUUCUUCUUUACUCUCUUUACCUUACUUCGCUGAGAUGAAGACAUUUAAGCAGGAGUCAGGCACUCAGCUGGCAGAAAUAAUCAUGACUCUAGUGCAUCUUAAUAGAGCAGCAUCAUUUUUCACUUACUGAUAACCUGCCCCUUAAACUCCAGCAGAAGCUUGGGAGCAUCGCCCCGUAGCACACACAGACAUGAGAUGGCUCAACAUCUCUCAAGCCCAUGGUUCACCUGUGUUUAGCACAGUGGAUUUGAUUUGGUUUGCAGCUUUCCAGUGAAUACCUUUUUGUAUUAUAGUAGGAAAGACACUAAUUUUCAGCUGGCAACACAAACUCUGUAAAGGGGUCUAGAAGUAUCAGUGUUCAGAGGGAAGCAUUUUUGUAGUAGGUGGUGUAUAGGCAUGUUGUAUGUGUAACUAGUGAAAAUGAGUUAGUCUUUGCCUUGGUGCCUUGGCAGCUUCUCCUCAGGAGCUGCCCUACGAGGAGAAGCAGGAUGGAGGUGCAGCAGUGAAGCCACAUGGGAGCAUGUUCCUCGGUGUCUGGACUUUGCACUGGAGUUUUUAUCUUUGGCUCUGCCCAAUUUGAAAUUCGUGGGGGAAGGAAGGAGCCAGAGAUGGAUGUGUUCCUACUGACGAGAAUUCUCAAAGUAGCCUACAGGAGAGCGAAGCCAAAAUAGAAAUGCAGUGUGAGAUGGGAGCCUACAUUGCAGCUACCAAUUUUAAUAUUUAUUUUUUUUGAGGCUGGAAGGAUCAUUAUUUUCCCAUUGGAUCUCAUUCAUCUGUCACUGUAAAAAUGGAGGUAUGCAGAAAAGGAUUAGAUCAUUAUGAUUUAUUUCUAACACUGGCUGCAUGGAUUUUAUAAUAAACAAAAUUGAUGGCAAAAUGCAUAGAUUCUGGGUAUUGCCGAUACCGCAGGGUUUUUUCUUUGCUGGCAGUUAGCUUAAAGCAUGAUUGAAAUCAUGACUGCAUCUAUUAACCACAACCAGAGAGCGAUCUUCUUCCUCUUGUUUUAGGAUCUAGUAUCUAAUGGUUUUUAAAUACAGUUUAGAGUCAUCUAAUCACGACAUUGUUUGUGGGUUAACAUCUCCUCUCUGAUAGAUACCUGUUCCAUUACCGUAUAAUGAGCAGCUAGUUUUGUACUUAGCUCUGUGCUAAAACAGAUGAUAUUUUCUGGCUCAGCCUCUGCAUAGGUAGUGCUUUAUAAUUAAAAUAAUAAUACUGGUACUGUGCUCUUGCUCUGCAUUGUAGCAGGAGCUGUCGCUGGGUGUGGGAUUGCUCAGUGCCUGUUGUUCUAUUAGGCAGUGCUGUCAGACAAGGUGCAAGCAGAGCCAGGGUCUCCUCUUUCUGCCUUUGUCCUGUACCAACCUCAGCUGACCCACUUGUAAAACAGGCUUGGGAUUCCCUACCUUUCUGCAGUGUUGUGAGGCUUCAUUAAUGUUUCAGGAUCACUUCAGUGCACCUGCAGUGAAAAGGUCUAAUUGCUAUGCAACUGUAUUUGUGUUUUAUUUUGUGU